Messenger RNA from Hirundo rustica (Barn swallow), 423 nucleotides. RefSeq names its product oligosaccharyltransferase complex subunit 4, non-catalytic (gene OST4). Gene Ontology annotation, cellular component: oligosaccharyltransferase complex. The record is from RefSeq and is a predicted model, not a curated record. Lineage: Eukaryota; Metazoa; Chordata; Aves; Passeriformes; Hirundinidae. The coding region runs from base 161 to 274 and encodes 37 amino acids. The transcript has 2 exons.
CCGGCGGGACAGAGACCCGGGACACCGGGGGGACAGGGAACCGGGACACCGGGGGACCAGGCAGGAGAGAGAACCGGGACACCGGGGGGACAGGCGGGAGAGAGAACCGGGACACCGGGGGGACAGGCGGGAGCGGGAGCCGGGACAGCGGGAUCCCAGGAUGAUCACGGACGUGCAGCUCGCCAUCUUCGCCAACAUGCUGGGCGUCUCGCUCUUCCUCCUCGUCGUGCUCUACCACUACGUGGCCGUCAACAACCCCAAGAAGCAGGAGUGAGCGCGGGACCCCGGUGGAGCCCCGGUGGAGCCCGCCCCGCGAUGCCAGCGCAGCGCCGCCGCUCCCGCCGCCCCGCGAUGCCCCGGGAAGCGCGAGGCCGAGCUUCUUCCAAACCGGCUUUAACGGAAACACGAUGAUACGUGACAAAA